Aspergillus udagawae is the source of this 1209-nucleotide messenger RNA. Its product is annotated as class I SAM-dependent methyltransferase. Gene Ontology annotation, molecular function: sterol 24-C-methyltransferase activity. Gene Ontology annotation, biological process: ergosterol biosynthetic process. Bases 1 to 1209 code for a protein of 402 amino acids. The record is from RefSeq and is a predicted model, not a curated record. Lineage: Eukaryota; Fungi; Ascomycota; Eurotiomycetes; Eurotiales; Aspergillaceae. Gene Ontology annotation, cellular component: endoplasmic reticulum. The transcript has a single exon.
AUGAUGGAAACGCAGUCCCCAGCACCGGCCCUGGCGUCAUCGCGCCAGUCCGGACGCAGCUCCGAGAGCAGUAGCUCCGUGGACGUCAUUGCUCAAGAGAAGCAGAAGGUAGCAGCAGCAGCAUCAUCAGCAGCAGCGACCUCGACCGCAAGUAAAGACCGUCCGGACUUGCACAACUCGGCUUCCCCGAAGCGGUGGAAGUCCUUCUGGACCGCCUUCCGAUACCUGCAGCACCUGACGCCAAAGCAGGUUGACGACUUCAUGGCGUCAUAUGUCAUUUAUAACCUCGACUGGUCGGACGAGAAGCAGAUGAUCGAGACAUUAGGUCCUAACUACCAGGAGAAAGUCGGCGACUGCCUCAAAGCGUACUACGGGGUGUUGAACCACCUGUGUGCGCUGGGCGACGUGGAGAAGAUGUACAUCCCCCCGUUCAUGAGCAAGAAGGCGACCGUGCUGGAGAACCAGUUGCUGUAUGAGGAGUCGAUCGCCCGCGACAUCGGGCUCGGUCCCGGCGAUAAGGUGUUGGAUUUGGGUUGCGGUCGCGGGCGGGUGGCGGCGCACAUGACGCAAUUCUCCGGCGGCGCGCAGGUCACCGGCAUCAACAUCGAUCCCAACCAGAUCGCGCAGGCGCAAAAGUUCAACGACAAGCGCGGGUUCCAGAACAAGUUCGUCGUGCAGGAUUUCAACUCGCUGCCGCUGCCGUUCGAGGACGAGAGCUUCGACGCCUUCUACCAGAUCCAGGCCCUGAGUCUGUGCAAGGACCUGACGGCCCUCUUCCGCGAGAUCUACCGCGUCGUCAAGCCCGGCGCCAAGAUCUCCCUGCUGGACUGGGUCAGCCUGCCUGCCUACGACCCGUCGAACCCGGAGCAUGCGGAGCUCAUGCGUCGCGUCAAGCCUCUCAUCGGCGCAGUCGGCACACCCACCCCGGAGAUUCUCGAGCGGGCGCUAGCCGAUGCCGGCUUCACGGUGUUGCGCUCGGACAAUGCCAGUCUGGACGGACUGCAGGCGCCGCUGAUUGACACGGUGGACUUUUACUUCCGGUCCAUGCGACAGGUGAUCCUGGGUUUGGUCAAGGUGCAUGCGCUGCCCCACCACUUCAAAACUCUGAUCAAUCGGCUCUGUCUGGAUGGUCAGGCUUUUGUCAAGAUGGACCGCAUGCGCCUCUGCAGUACGAGUUACCGCAUCAUUGCUCAAAAGCCGUCGCGGUGA